CUAUAAAAAAGGAAUUCUUGCUGGUUCAAAGUAGUAACAACUUGUUUGUCUUUCAACCUCGCAACCAAAGUGAUAACGAAAUUACCAAAGACUUAAUUUAUUUCAAUUCACUAGGAUUUUCAACGGAAAAAAAUGAACAAAAUGGUAUAUCUCGGAUGUUUGGCUCUUGCCUCAUGUGUUGGUGUGGCUCUUGGCUACGGAAGUGUUAUGACGGGGCACAACAAAUUUACCUCAUACCCUUACAUGGGUAACAUGGGUUACGGACCAUACAUGGCGGGAUCUUCAGGUUUUGGAGGUUUUCUAGGUGGUACAGGCGGCUCAAGUGGUGGUAUGGGUGGCAUGUUUGGGAACAUUAUCCAACUGUUUCUGUUCAUCUUCGUAAUCAACAUCUUGUUCUCGAGCACUGGUCUUGGUUCGGGCCUUGGCUCAGGUGGUCUAGGUAUCGGCAAAAAGUCUUCACACGUGACCCGUGACUAUGACUUUUACUGAUCUUAGUUAUAGG
This is a messenger RNA of Ruditapes philippinarum (Manila clam), 502 nucleotides long. RefSeq lists its product as uncharacterized. The transcript has 3 exons. Bases 133 to 489 code for a protein of 118 amino acids. NCBI's taxonomy places the organism in Eukaryota, Metazoa, Mollusca, Bivalvia, Venerida, Veneridae. The record is from RefSeq and is a predicted model, not a curated record.